This is a messenger RNA of Tupaia belangeri chinensis (Chinese tree shrew), 878 nucleotides long. Its product is annotated as regenerating islet-derived protein 3-alpha. The coding region runs from base 99 to 650 and encodes 183 amino acids. Lineage: Eukaryota; Metazoa; Chordata; Mammalia; Scandentia; Tupaiidae. The transcript has 6 exons. The record is from RefSeq and is a predicted model, not a curated record.
AUUCAUCCCAAUGUUCCAUCCUCAGAUCCUAUAUAAAAGCCCAGGCUAUUCUGUUCAGACAAACCAUUUCAGAUCCCUGCAAGGCAGUCACAGGCACGAUGCUGUCCCCAACGUCCCUCCCCAGUGUGUCCUGGAUGCUGCUCUCCUGUCUGGUGCUCCUGUCUCAGGUCCAAGCCCAUCCUUCUCCUUCCACCCAAGCUGAAGACUCACAGAAUGCACUCCCUUCUCCAAAGAUCAGCUGUCCCAAGGGCUCAGUUGUCUAUGCCUCCCACUGCUAUGCCUUGUUUACUACACCAAAGUCCUGGUUUGAUGCAGAUAUGGCCUGCCAGAAGCGGCCCUCGGGACACCUCGUGUCUGUGCUCAAUGGGGCUGAGGGAUCUUUCGUGUCCUCUCUGGUCAAGAACCUUGUGAACAGCUACUCAUACAUCUGGAUUGGCUUCCAUGACCCCACACAGGGCUAUGAGCCCAAUGGAGGGGGAUGGGAGUGGAGCAGCGGUGAUUUGCUGAAUUACCUUGCCUGGGAGAGAGAUCCUACCACGGUCUCAAACCCUGGAUACUGUGCGACCCUGUCAAGAAGCGCAGGAUUUCUCAGGUGGAAAGAUUAUAACUGUGAUGUGAAGUUACCCUAUGUCUGCAAGUUUAAGGACUAGGGCAGGUGGGAAUUGAUCACCUGGAGUUUGGUUUGCAGUAGAUCAUGAACUUGGAACUACAUGUGAAGACUCUCCCAGGAAAGGACUGUUCUUCUGCACACUUCCAAAUCAGACUACCUCAUUUUUACCUUUCCUGGUCUGCUCGCUCCUUUAACCUCAUUACAGGCUCUCUGUGUUUUCCAUUGCCUGUGGUCUCAGUGAGCAAUAAUAAAAAUUUUAGUUCACAUC